Molecule: messenger RNA, 1160 nt
Organism: Rosa chinensis
Lineage: Eukaryota; Viridiplantae; Streptophyta; Magnoliopsida; Rosales; Rosaceae
Product: transcription factor bHLH153
Exons: 6
Coding region: 340-840 (166 amino acids)
Biological process (GO): regulation of transcription by RNA polymerase II
Cellular component (GO): nucleus
Molecular function (GO): RNA polymerase II cis-regulatory region sequence-specific DNA binding; DNA-binding transcription factor activity, RNA polymerase II-specific; protein dimerization activity
Source: RefSeq, a predicted model, not a curated record
CCCCACCUUCCCAGCUUUCAUUUCACUCUCUCCCAAACUUCCGUCCUUCCUUCGGCUCUCUCUCUCUCUCUCUCUCUCAAUGUUCAUUCAAUUUCAGUCCUGCAAGUGAAAUCCCAUGUUUCUUGUAAUAAUUCACUGAUUGAGAGAAGUUUCCGGUACGAAUAGUUUGACUUUUGAGUAAAGUUUCACACUUUAUAAAGUAAAAUCCAAGAGUGUGAGCCAUAAAGUUUCACACUCUUUAAGGAGAAGAGAAGACACUGAAAUAGCUACAGAGGGAAGGAGUGGCCUUUUGGAUGUGGGUUUUCAGGGACUCUCUCUGCCUUAUGCUUUAAACCCAACAUGAUUGCUAGCUCUCUCUGCAAUGCAACCUCCAGGUUCUCGGGAGAAGAAGGGAUUGAUGUAAGAAAGAUGACAGAACACAAAAGAAGCCCCUGCUCUGUUGACCAAAGCAGUGUUACUGCUCUUGCAUCUAAGCGACAUAAGACUGAUUUAUCCAUGUCAACAAAGGAGAGAAAAGAGAAGUUUGGUGAACGAAUUGUGGCUCUACAACAGCUUGUUUCUCCAUAUGGAAAGACAGAUACAGCUUCUGUCUUACUGGAGGCAAUGGAUUAUAUACGCUUCCUUCAUGAACAAGUCAAGGUGUUGAGCGCUCCAUACCUCCAAAGCACGCCAACAGCUAAGAUGCAGGAAUUACAUCCGUACAGCUUGAGAAGCAGAGGUCUUUGCCUUGUUCCGGUCGAUUGCACAGUUGGAGUUGCUCAAAGUAAUGGUGCAGAUAUCUGGGCUCCCAUUAAGACUACUUCCCCCAAAUUUGAGAAUGUGACCUCAAAUUUCCAUUGAUAGAUAAUGUCGAGCUCAACCAUUCAAAAAUCAAAAGGAUAUUGAAGAAGCUAAACUGAGGCUGUGUAAAGGGUAACCAAUGGUUUCUAAAGAACAACUAAUUUCCUGAGACAGACGAGGAUUCAUAACUGAAAUUUUUAGCAUGACGCCCUUCAAAUGUAGUCAUGCGGGAACUUCAUCUAAUGCUUUCCCCAAUCAUUAUAGUUUUAUGAUUGGUGCUAGGAUGAGCUUCUAGUACUCCUAGGUCUACAAAAUGUAUAUUUAUAAACCUUGGGUUAUUAUAAACGUAUUUUUAUUUUGGGUAAAUUUCUUUUAUGGUA